Molecule: messenger RNA, 2658 nt
Organism: Cladocopium goreaui
Lineage: Eukaryota; Dinophyceae; Suessiales; Symbiodiniaceae
Source: the annotation of a GenBank genome assembly
AUGCCGAUCGUUCCGGGCUCAGCUGCGGAGAGAAAGCGUGUUUCAGCCAGGGUAGAUAGCAACUUGGCUCCGACACGGGCUCUAAGAAGACAGACGCAGGACAAACGAAAUCUAUACUUGGUGGGUUUCAAAAGCUGGCUGUGGGAAGAAAAGGGUGUGUCUUUCAAGUUUUUGUUCGAACAGAAACCGGCAGAUCCUGAAAGAGUCUCAGCCUUGCUUAUUGAAUAUGGCCGCCAGUUGUACUAUGCAGGAAAAGCAUAUGGGAUCUACGCUGAGACCAUGAAUGCUGUGGCGUGUUCCAGGCCCCUGAUCAAGCAUUCUUUGACAGCGGCCUGGGACCUUGCAUUUUGCUGGCUUGCUGACGAGCCCUACGACCACCAUCCUGCAAUGCUGUUGACAGUCAUGGCUGCGAUGUCAGUUGUGUCACUGACCUGGGGAUGGCCGCAUUUCACAGCGGUCCUGCUCAUAGGUUGGGCAGGUGUGAUGCGUAUCGGAGAAGUUCUUGCAGCUUCCCGAAGAGAGUUGGUACUGCCAGGAGACCGUGCACCAGGUACCUCCUUCGCAUUAGUUAUGGUGAAAAUGCCGAAGACUCUGGGCCGUGCUGCAAAGCACCAGGCUGCACGGAUAGAUCAGAUUGACAUCGUGAACUUUCUGUCUGCCAUGUAUGCUGAAGCCGCAGGUGAUACAAAGAUUUGGCCUUACUCAGCUGCAACUCUUCGCAAACGGUUUUCUGAAGUGCGCUUGGCUCUGAAGCUACCGAUAGAGAGGGUUGGAGAUCAAAAGCCCUUCGCCUUGGGUUCCCUCCGUCCCGGCGGAGCAACGUGGCUGCUUCACAAGACUGAAAACGCAGAGGUUGUCAGACGUCGUGGUAGGUGGCUUAGCGUGAAGACCCUUGAGAUUUAUCUGCAAGAGGUGCAAGUGUCCACCUACCUUGAAAGAGCGCGACCAGCAGCAAAAGUACUUAUUGAGUUUUGCUCGGGCGGUUUUGCCACCACCUUAGAUCGACGCAUCGAUUUUCUCCAAUGUGGUGUCAUGGUCCUCACAAUGCUGAGCCGCACAGCAGGACGUGCUGCCCUUCAGGCAGCGCGAGCUCCUCCUGGGCUUGGGAACAUGGCAGUCAGGAGCAUUUGCACUACACUGCCAAAGCUUGGUGGUUAUGAUUACAACUUGGGAUGGCCUGGAAGCAGGAUCCGCAAUCCUGACCCGGAAGGCUACAACGACGUAGCCCCACCCAUGGGCUUUGGCUGGUGGGCUUUGAUUGUGACCUCUGUUUCUUGCUUCUUCUGGGGCAACACGUACGACCACUCUCGUGGUAUCAAGGUUGCCAUCGGUCUCUUCGGUCAAAGCCUUGGUACAGCAGCUGACAGCAACGGCAUUGCAGUGCCAGCACCUCACCAGGCCCCAACAUGCCGAUCUGAGUGUCGAGCAAUGCCGUUCAUGCUGACUCCCAUGUUGACUCUUCGAGCAUCCGAGAAGAAUGGGUGGCCAGAGUGGCCGUACGCCAAGACGGACAUGCAGUUUUGCAGUCAAGAGCUCCGCGAUGACCUGGACGUUGUCUUGGAAGCAGUUCGCCAGGAUGGGCACGCUUUGGUCUUUGCUUCUGCAGCGCUGAAGGCCAGAAAGGAUGUGGCGUUAGAAGCAGUUCGUCAGGAUGGCCACUCCAUUGUUUUCGCAGACGUGGGGCUCCGCGCUGACAAGGAUGUUGUGCUUGAGGCUGUCCAGCAGGAUGGCUAUGCCCUGAGCUACGCCUCAGCUGCCCUUCGAGCUGACAGAGUGGUGGUGAUUGAGGCAGUGCGAAGCACAGGCUUCGCGUUGCUGUUUGCGCACGAGAAAUUGCGGGCAGACAAGGAGGUCAUCUUCGAAGCGGUUCAGAGCAACUGGCAAGCGCUUGGCUAUGCAUCUCCAGAGCUCAGGAAUGACAAAGACAUUGUGAAGGCCGCAGUCGCCACCAACAGGCAAGCUUUGGCGAUGAUCAGCGAUGAGUUGCGCAGAGAUCCUGCAAUUGUUGAGGAGGCUUUGCAAGCUGACGGCCACGCUUUGGUAUACCUGGAAAGGACUCUACAAGCUGACAAGGCAACGGUCUCUGCAGCAGUGAAGCAGGAUGGGCAUGCAAUUUCAUAUGCUUCUGAGGAGAUUCAGCGUGACAUAGACGUUGCUAUGCAGGCAGUCUCUGAAGAUGGAAUCACCUUGGGUUUGCUCCCCACAGAGGUGCAAGCGAACAAAUCUGUGGCCCUGCGUGCGAUUGAGAGCAACGUCAAGGCUUUCCAGAACGUGUCUGAGGAGCUCAAGUCCGACGAGGAUGUGCAAGAGGCGGCACUGGCCUCCGAGCGUUACGCACUGCUCAAUUCUGUCAAGGUGGACGGUUAUGCUCUGCGUACUGCCUCCAAGCGAAUGCAGGCAGACAGAGAGAUUGUGUUGGCGGCCGUGAAGCAGAACGGAAAGGUGUUGGUCUUCGCGCCUGAAAAUCUGCGAAAGGACCGCGAGGUCGUCCUGGCAGCUGUCCGCCAGAAUGGCAAGGCAUUGGUGUUUGCUCACGAAAGCUUGAAGAAUGACAAGGAGGUGGUGAUGGAAGCUGUUGCUGAAGGCGGCCACAUAGCGUUGUGGCACGCUUCCGAAGAAUUGCAAAAGGACAAAGAGGUGUUGCUGGCGAUGAAGUGA